This is a messenger RNA of Eutrema salsugineum, 505 nucleotides long. RefSeq names its product PHD finger-like domain-containing protein 5B. Gene Ontology annotation, biological process: mRNA splicing, via spliceosome. The transcript has a single exon. Bases 18 to 350 code for a protein of 110 amino acids. NCBI's taxonomy places the organism in Eukaryota, Viridiplantae, Streptophyta, Magnoliopsida, Brassicales, Brassicaceae. The record is from RefSeq and is a predicted model, not a curated record. Gene Ontology annotation, cellular component: U2 snRNP; precatalytic spliceosome; catalytic step 2 spliceosome.
ACACUGUUCUCGUAGCUAUGGCGAAGCAUCAUCCUGAUUUGAUCAUGUGCCGGAAACAACCAGGCAUUGCCAUUGGAAGGCUGUGCGAAAAAUGCGACGGGAAAUGCGUGAUUUGCGAUUCUUACGUGCGUCCGUGUACGCUAGUACGCAUAUGUGACGAAUGCAACUACGGGUCAUUCCAAGGACGGUGUGUUAUAUGCGGAGGUGUUGGAAUCUCUGAUGCUUAUUACUGCAAAGAGUGUACACAACAGGAGAAAGACAGAGAUGGUUGUCCCAAGAUUGUCAACCUUGGGAGUGCGAAAACAGAUCUCUUCUAUGAACGUAAGAAAUAUGGAUUCAAGAAACGAUGAUAUUGGGUUUAUUUUGCUAUUGCACGAUCCUCUGAUUGCUUGAACUAUUUGGGAUCUCUUAUUGUUAUGUGUAAACUUAUCUCUGUUUACUCCCAUUGCUUAAAACUAAUGUGUUCCUGAGAAUAUAAAGAUAUUGGAUACAGAUUCAGAGAUUA